Messenger RNA from Varanus komodoensis (Komodo dragon), 3556 nucleotides. RefSeq names its product disintegrin and metalloproteinase domain-containing protein 21-like. Gene Ontology annotation, biological process: male gonad development; proteolysis. The record is from RefSeq and is a predicted model, not a curated record. The coding region runs from base 1 to 2115 and encodes 704 amino acids. The transcript has a single exon. Gene Ontology annotation, molecular function: metalloendopeptidase activity. Gene Ontology annotation, cellular component: sperm head plasma membrane; external side of plasma membrane; plasma membrane. Lineage: Eukaryota; Metazoa; Chordata; Lepidosauria; Squamata; Varanidae.
AUGGGGCUGGGCUGCCCCGGAGGGGGGCUCUUCUGGCUGGUGCUCGCCUCCGGGGCAUUCUGGGGCCAGGCCUCUUGCCAGGCGCCGCCUCAGGGCUUUCGAUUCCUUUCCUACGAGGUGAUCAUCCCCAGGAGAAUGGCGCCCCGGCGUGGGCGGGAGCCCCAAGACCUCACGUACUUACUGGAGCUUGAGGGAAAGGGCCACGUGGUGCAUCUCCGGCAAAAGAGAGGUUUUGUCCCAAAACACUUCCCCGUCUUCAGCUACAGCAGGGCUGGGGACCUGCAGGUGGAUUAUCCUUUCAUCAGGGAUGACUGUUUCUACCAUGGCUUUGUCCAGGACAAGCCCUCCUCUCUGGUUUCGCUCAGCACUUGCUCAGGGGGCCUCAGGGGCCUCCUCCAGAUAGAUGGCAGGAUCUAUGAAAUUGAACCUGCCCAGGCAUCUGCUGGACAACAUGUGGUGUAUCGGUUGGGAGAGAAAGAGGGUACAGUCCGCAUGACCUGUGGGCUAAUGGAGGAAGAGCAAAGGCAUCAAGUGGCCAUGUUCCAGAACACAGAGAAUGUAGCGAGCAAAAGUGUCCGGGGAAGCCUGUGGAAGUCACAACCCAGGUAUGUGAAGAUUGCAGUUGUGGUGGAACAUGGAUGGUAUGUCCAGCUUGGAAACAAUGAAACAGCUGCUGCUAGGCAAGUGCUGGAUGCUGCCCAUAUUGUGGAUUCACUCUAUAAACCUCUUGGUGUUCAUGUGGCUGUGGUUGGAUUGGAGCUUUGGUCACAAAGGAAUCUCAUAACCAUUACAAAAAGUAUAGAUGAGCUACUGUUGAUGUUCAAUACAUGGAGAAAAACGAUACUCCUCCAACGUCUGAGGCAUGAUGUUGGCCAUCUGUUUGUAUAUAAGCGUUUUGGAGCUAAGCUCGGAUUAUCAUUCAUAGGAACAGUGUGUGAUCCCACCUCGGCAUCUGCUGUUGAGUCAUUUAUUACAUCUAGUUUGUUUUCAUUCAGUAUAACUUUUGCUCAUCAGUUGGGCCAUAACCUUGGCAUGUUACAUGAUGGGAAGGAGUGCACUUGUGAUCAGCAUUCUUGCAUUAUGGCCUCAUUACAGAACAGCACAAGUAAAUUCAGCAAUUGCAGUUAUGACAGUUAUUUUAACCUGAUCAAUAGUGAUGGGAAGCAUUGUCUGUUAAUUCCACCAGAACAUGAGAAACUGUAUGAACCCCAAAACUGUGGCAACAAUGUGGUAGAAAGUGGAGAACAAUGUGACUGUGGUUCAGAAUAUCAUUGUGACUCAGAUGCAUGCUGCCAGUCUAACUGUAUGUUACGGACAGGAGCCACUUGUGCUUUUGGAACAUGCUGUGCCAACUGCCAAUUUAUUUCAGCUGGAACACUUUGUAGAGAAAGCACUAAUAUAUGUGACCUUCCUGAAUAUUGCACUGGGUUUUCAGAGUUAUGCCCUGAAGAUGUUUAUGUACAAGAUGGAACCCCAUGUUAUGGUGAUGCCUACUGUUAUCAUGGGAAAUGUUCUACUCAUGAUGAACAAUGCAAAAGUAUUUUUGGUGAACGAGCAGUGGUUGCCCCACUAAAUUGCUUCACAGAAAUAAACACUCGAGGUGACCGUUUUGGCAAUUGUGGCACUAUUCCUGGUAAUAUUUAUAAGAAAUGUGAAAACAGGAAUGUCUUGUGUGGGAGAGUCCAGUGCAUAAACAUUGAUGAGGUACCUGACUUGAAUGAGCAUAGCACCAUAAUUCAGACUUCUCUUAGCAACAGCUUGUGCUGGGGUACAAACUACCCAACUGGAAUAGGCAUAGCUGAUACUGGAGCAGUGAGGGAUGGCACACAAUGUGGCAGUGGCAUGAUAUGUAUUGAUAGCGAUUGUAUCAAGGUCUCUCUCCUGAAUUAUGAUUGUAAUCAAACAAAGUGCCAUAACAGAGGCAUAUGCAAUUCUCAUAAAAAUUGUCAUUGUGACUCUGGUUGGGCUCCUCCAUAUUGUCUUAGUGCAGGUUAUGGUGGCAGCAUUGACAGUGGGCCUCCUUCGCCCAACGGUGGGAAUGUAGGAAUUAUUUCAGGCAUUGUAAGAGUUCUUCCUGUUAUUGUUGUUUCUGGAACUGCAAUUGGCUUUGUAUAAGGAACUGAUGGAAUUGUUGAUGUGACUAUAUUUCACUUACUCAUGUCUCAGAUGUCAAAUUCUUUUAUAAGGACAAGCCUUAAGUGUCUAACUUAACAUUGAGAACACUUAGGAGAGGAUGAGCUUAUAAAAGAUGACCUGUACUAAGCUCUUUGGUAAGCUAUACUGCAAUAAUGCAUUUUGUUGUAAAAUUUAUUUAGCCUCUAAGAAUGAAAACAGCAGCAGCUUUUACAAUCAUUAGUUUUCUAGGCUUAUCAGCUUAUGUAAAUACUUGAGAAAUCUAGAUAAUAAUGACUGAAGAUGCCAUCACACAGGACUUGCCAUGAUAAUUACCAUGGAGUGUCUUAGAGACAUAGAGCAUGCCCACCACUGAAUACUAUGUACUUAAAUAGAUUCUGUCUGACAGAUGUCAUUUGCAGGUCACGUGGAGAUAAUAGAAUCAAUGAUUAUGCGAAACCACUGGUUAAAAAUAAAGAAAUAGCCUUGUUCGUUAUUCUAAUUGGCACUUGCAUCUUUUUUAACCCUGUAUUAUUUGAAAGGAGAAACCAACAUUCUUAUUCUUGCUAAAACUCAAGCACAUUAGUAGGUAAUAGGUUGGCACAAUUCUUUUUGACCCAAAAGAUAGUUCUUGAAAUGAUUUCCACAAGUGCCUGCAUUUAAUAACAUUGCAUUGGAACUGGACAGUGGAAUUGAGAGUUUAGUCAAAUAACUGAGGUGUAUUCCUGGACAAGUGUAGUUCAGAGUUUCAUCUUCAAGCAAAUUAUGUGUAUGACUUAAAUCACAAAUUAUUGUGAUAAAAUAUUUAUAUCCACUGGAAGUUCCUAACUGCUGUUUUGUAGUGGUAAAUAUUUAGACUGAACUGACUUUUGCAAACUAUAACAGAAAGACCACCAGAAGUUUGGGAAAAAAUUCCAAAAAGAAUUUUUCAGAGGAUGUGUAGAUGUAGAAUAAUGAACAAUUCCACAAUAAUGACAAUACAAGCUUUCUCGUGCAUCUGAAUUUCUUUAGAAAAAAGUAAAAGAGCUCAAAAUGGUACAUUCAUUAACUUCUGAUUCAAAAAUUUUGUAGGUUUACAAAAUCAACAAUUUUGGCAGCAGUCUUAUCACAAGAACAAAUAGUGGGCAAUAUUCAGUGCUGCCCUGUGUUAGUGGGGCCUACUACUAGCGCAGUCAGAAGCUCACAACUCCCGAAGAAAGUGGAAACAAGUGGAAAUACCUACUUUGGCAACAGCCUGCAUCAGCACAGCUUGGAAAAUUGACCUGUUCUGUUCCAGAAACUAAUGUUUCUUCUAGUAUUUUGGCCUGCUUUAGGCCUGUUGGGCAGUGGGUCCCACUGGCAGAAAAGAGUGGGAGUGCAGUGGCAGUUUUGGAUACUGCCCAGUGGAUAGAAUCAUAGCAUAAAUACAUCAAUCCUGGUGGAAUGACCAAUUUGUGUCUUCACA